Messenger RNA from Trichechus manatus latirostris (Florida manatee), 1252 nucleotides. It is a transcript of the gene CD99L2, whose product is annotated as CD99 molecule like 2. The record is from RefSeq and is a predicted model, not a curated record. Gene Ontology annotation, biological process: T cell extravasation; positive regulation of neutrophil extravasation; homotypic cell-cell adhesion. The transcript is spliced from 11 exons. Lineage: Eukaryota; Metazoa; Chordata; Mammalia; Sirenia; Trichechidae. Gene Ontology annotation, cellular component: plasma membrane. Bases 1 to 774 code for a protein of 257 amino acids.
AUGCAGAAGCGCAUCGAAGCAUGCUUUGUGAAAGCCCUCCAGACUCUGGCAAGAUUUGGAGACACCGGUGAUUUCCGUUUGGAAGAUGCGCUGCAGGAAACUUCUUCAGUAAAGCAGAAAUGGGACCAUGUCGCCACCACCACAACCAGGAGGCCAGGAACGACCAGAGCUCCGGCAAAUCCUGCAGGUAAUGGUUUUGACUUGGCUGAUGCCUUGGAUAAUCGAGAUGAUGGCCGCAGGAAACCAAGUGCAGGAGGAGGAGAAGAUUUGGACGUGCAUUUCUUUGAUCCACAGACAACCCCGAGGACUUAUCCAAAAAAGACAGACAGAUGGGAUCGUUUCACCACUACCACAACCAGGAGGCCCGCAACAACCCGAGCUCCAGCAAAUCUGCCAGGUAUUGAUGAUUUUGACUUGGCUGAUGCCUUGGAUGAUCGCAAUGAUCGAGAUGAUGGCCGCAGGAAACCAAGUGCAGGAGGAGGAGGUGAUGGCCCCUACGGCGGCAGCGAUGACCCAGAAUCUGGGAUGUCUGCAGAGGCGGGCACCAUCGCCGGGGUGGCCAGCGCCCUGGCCAUGGCGCUGAUCGGCGCUGUCUCCAGCUACAUCUCCUACCAGCAGAAGAAGUUCUGCUUCAGCAUCCAGCAGGGCCUCAACGCAGACUAUGUGAAGGGGGAGAACCUGGAAGCCGUGGUGUGUGAGGAGCCCCAAGUGAAAUACUCAUCGCUGCAAGCCCAGACAGCACAGCCGCCGGCGCCCGAGCCGCCCCGGAUCUGAGGCGCCCGCUUGUGCCCCAGCCUCUCUCUCAUCUGGACCCACAGCUGCUUUGUCGACGUCAUUGGCUUCUCGUUGCUCUCAGUUCUCCGGAUGAGCUCUUGGUGUUUGCAAGUUUGGUUUCCGGCCCUGAGCGCGGGCUGGGCCCCAUGCCUGCCGUGUGCUCUGCAGAGGCGUGAUGCUGUAAGCCCAGCCCUGCUUGGGCAAAGGCAGCGCCAGCUUGCCCGCUGGGGACGAGGAUGAAGGAGGCCACUUGUGCUUAGAGGACAAGACUUGAACCUAGGGUACUGUGAUCCACAGACGUGCUGGCUGGGCUCUUUGUGGCGGGCCCGCCUGGGGCAGCGUCCUCAAAAGCUGUAAAUGGGGUGAGCCCCUAGCUAAUACCUGGUAUGUAGGGUGUCUAGGGGUAUCCUUGGAGCCCCUGCAGGGAGCAACUCAGUCAGCACCAAGUAGUACCCCCCCGCCUACACACACACGCGUA